AUCGAGACCAUCAACCAACUCGCGAGUUCCGCCGCCAAAGCCGUUUGGGGCGACUCCAGCACCGAAGAAACCCACAAGGAGCCCAUCUCGGGAGCUACUGGCGAUGUUUCCAAGGGCGAGCCCUAUGACGCCGGCAACUUGGGUAUGAUAACCCCUGAAAACCAGGAGCCCAGGGAUAAAUUCCAAGAUAAACCUAUGGACAAGCCUAUGGACAAGCCUAUGGACAAGCCUAUGGACAAGCCUAUGGACAAGCCUAUGGACAAAUCUAUGGACAAGUCUAUGGGCACGUCUAUGGAUAAGUCUAUGGAUAAGUCUAUGGAUAAGCCCAUGGACACAGACACAAGCACAGACGCAAACCCCGAAGAAGGAAAACCCCUCGACAAGCUCACCGGCCCCGGCCCCCGACCCGUCGAAGUCCUCGCCAAAGAGAACGGUGGAAAUGCCGCUGCCGCCGCCUCCAAUGACGCCGUCACAUCCCCCCAAGAGGACAAGAAGCCUGAACCUAGCUCUGAGCAGGAUAACAACCAGCAGAGAGAAGCCACCGAGGAAGAGUACGUCAAGGCGACGGGGCUCGCGGCCGACGGCGGGGACUUUGAUGCCGCGAAGCCUGGGGCUGGGCGAGAAGCUGAUCGCUUGAUGGAGCAAAAGGGCCUCAAGACAGACGACGACGAUAACAAGGCCAGCAGCAGCACCGGCCGCAAGAGCUCAGAUUCCGGCCGUCAUAAGGACAAGCCGAGUCUGGGGGAGCGAAUCAAGAACAAGCUGCACAGGCAUUAA
This is a messenger RNA of Trichoderma virens Gv29-8, 777 nucleotides long. RefSeq lists its product as uncharacterized. The record is from RefSeq and is a predicted model, not a curated record. NCBI's taxonomy places the organism in Eukaryota, Fungi, Ascomycota, Sordariomycetes, Hypocreales, Hypocreaceae. The annotation marks the transcript as partial. The transcript has 3 exons.